Molecule: messenger RNA, 1151 nt
Organism: Sphaeramia orbicularis (orbiculate cardinalfish)
Lineage: Eukaryota; Metazoa; Chordata; Actinopteri; Kurtiformes; Apogonidae
Product: zinc finger and BTB domain-containing protein 49-like
Exons: 2
Coding region: 21-1046 (341 amino acids)
Biological process (GO): regulation of gene expression
Cellular component (GO): nucleus
Source: RefSeq, a predicted model, not a curated record
ACAGUAGAACAGCCUGCAGAAUGGCCACAGCUACACUACAGUCCUUUAACGUCUUCCUCACGGAGAGACUGACCGCGGCCGCCGUGGACAUCUACGGCUUCGUGGAGAAGACGGUGCUGGACUACCAGGACGAGGUGUACCGGACCCGGCUGGAGAACCAGAGGCUGCAGCGGCUCCUGGACCUGGUCUACAAACCCGAGAUACGGCUGCACCGGACAGCUUUUAUUCGAUCAGAGCCCAAACAGCCAGCGACUCCUCCGUCCACAGAAGACGCUGCUCCGAAACCAGAGGAGUGGACCCCGAGCGAGAACCAGGAGGAACCCGGACCAUCUGAGGUGAAGGAGGAGGAGCAGCAGGAGCAGAAGGAGGAGCUGUGGAUCAAUGGGAUGAGCAGCCGACUUUCAGCAGAGGACAGCGACGACGGCGACGACUUAACGAAAGAACUGAUCAAAACGGUGCAGCAGCUGGAGGACUGUAGAGCAGCAGAGGAGAGCAGAGAGGCCAAGGAGACCCCCGAAGAAGAGGAGCCCAAGGAACCGGAGGAGGAGGAGGAGGAGGAGGAGGAGAGGACGGGCACCACGCUUUACCGCUGCCACAUCUGCAACUACAUAUUCACCAAGAAAACUGUACUGACGUGGCACCUGAAGACGCACGAAAGCAAGUCCGGCGACAACAAAACCAACUUCGACUGUCACAUAUGCGGCAAACACAUCCCCUGUCAGAGCAAUCUGCAGAACCACAUGAGGGUCCACACAGGAGAGAGACCCUACAGGUGCCAUUUCUGCGGCAAGUGUUUCAAACUGAAAGGACACAUGACGGAACACAUCAGGACUCAUACAGGGGAGAAGCCCUUCAGCUGCCACAUCUGCGACAAGUCCUUCAACCGAGGCUCCACUCUGAGGAAACACGUUCUGGCCAAACAUAAAGAGGAGCGACCGUACAAAUGUGGGGACUGUGAGGAGCUGUUCACAGAAAGACUCCUGAUGAAGAGACACAUGCGCAAAGUCCACGGAGUCAAACUGUCCACCAGUCAAAGUCCUGCCUAAGAACUGAAAACACACACACGUAUACACACACACACACACACACACACACACUGGGAAAAAUCUAAACCUGACCAUGUGUGUUUUUCUCAUUUCUUGUCCAAAUAU